CGAGUAUAAAGCCCACAUCGAUCAGUAUUUAAACACCUGAUCCGUUGGGCGUUUUGGGGUGAGUUAAAAGCAAAAAUAGGUGUGCGUUAAUCAAGCAUGAAAAAGCCCGCCUUCUCUGAUCAGACAACGCAUGUGCAAGAUAUCUGGAGAUACACAACAUUAACAUAUUUAACAAACCAAUGUUAUCAGUAAGGCAUAUGGAAAUUAACACGUGCCUGUAGUAUUGAACACGUUAGUUGAAUAGAUGGAGGUUUGUUCACGCAUGUGUAGCCACACCCUUUCUAGCAAGGGCGCAUGCGUUUUUUCGAUCAUAAAAACAAAACUGAGACACAUGUAGGCAUGAUUAUUGGAUCGGAAAUUGAGACACAACUUCCGGAAGCCAAGAACCGCUCUCGAGGAAAGUGAAUAGUUGUGGCCCAUAAUAUCUUCGUAACAUAUUGCACUCAUUAUGGAACCGUUUUGGGAAUGCAUACACGACGAUCUAUAAUAGUUCAUCAUGACAUUCAGAAAUCGAUCUUGAUGUUGGAGUUCUGCAACCUUUCAAGAACGAGUUCAAUCGUUGGACUUUCUACGAAAUGAUGAGCGCCAUCUACGUCGGGGUUUGAAGCUACCAAUUCAGUGAGCCUUUUCUGGAGAGAUAUGAACAUUUCUGACGAACUAGAAGACCAAAUUAUCAAAGUAAUCAAAGAACAAACAUUUUAUGAAAUUUCCAACCAAGAAGUGAACUUUAUUCGCCGAUUACGUCACUGAUCUACCCCUUUUCAAGAGUAGAGACAAGAAGCUAGUGCCGUAACGAGAAAUAAAAACUUGACUCAAUUCUAGGCAUACUUUAUCAAUUUUCCGUUUCCCGCGGUUUCUCCACAGAAAGACAAUGAACAAAAUGGCUUCUGAAAAUGACAUCAUGAUGAAUUCGACAAAUAGCAGCGAGGGUAUAGAAGAAAUUCCUGAAGAUAACCAAAAGGUCUUCACUAUUGUUUUGUACGUUCUCGUUGGAUCUGUAGGCAUUCUGGGUAAUUCAAUGGUGUGCGUGGUAUUCAGUCUCGUAAGAUCACGGAGAAGUCAGGUGAAUCUAUUUAUUCUGCAUCAGGCCAUUGUCGAUUUGUGUACAUCGUGUUUGCUCAUCAUGUUCGGCAUCACGCAGCUCUAUCGGGAUGAAAUCAUGAAGACAUCUUACGAGCCUCUGAACGCAUCCUCACCAACCACCAACUCAUCGGAUCUCAUGGAUGAUGGAGCGAGCCAGGAAUAUGUCAAGGUGGCCAACAUCUCCCUCCCCUUGGCGGAGUUUAUGUGCCGGCUCUGGUGGGGCCGGGUCUUCCUCUUCUCCAUGUUUGCCAUCUCGACGUUCAACCUGAUGUCGAUGGCCAUCGAGCGCUACAUGGCCAUCAUGCACCCGUUCUUCUACGCGACGAAAUUUAAGCGACGUCACACCCUGAUUGUCAUCAUCAUGGCGUGGCUCUUCGCACCGAUUCUGCAGUACUUCCCACCGAUCUUCCAAUACGACGCGAUGGACGAUACACACGAGUGUGGCAUCCAGACGGACUUCUCUAAAACGGCCCAGGCUGCUAUAGGUAUCUGUCUCAUUAGCUGGGAGUUCAUCAUGCCAAGCAUCGUCAUGGGAUUUUCAUCUAUCAAGAUCUUCAGGGAGCUUCGGUACCGUGACAGCUACCUGGUGAAAGCCACCAACUACCUUGUGGAUAAAGAUAAACGUACUCCGCAGCAAUCCGAACCCGAGCAGGAGACAAUGCGAGCUAACAGGAACACCACCAUGGUCGUCAUCGUCAUCUUCGUGGUCUAUAUAAUCUGCUGGGCACCGAACCACUUCACCUUCCUCGGUUUCAACCUCGGAAUGGAGUUGGAUUUCACCGGAAAAUGGUACCACACGACCGUAUUGCUUGCCUUCGUCAAUUCAUGUACAAACCCGUUCAUUUAUGCGAUUAGACUUAAGACCUUCCAAAGAGGAUUGGUCCACAUAUGCCGCCUUGGCUGCCACCCCAUCUCUUCGGCGCGCUUCGACUCACAAGAAACAACAAGUCGGUACCGGGUCAAUGCGUCUGUCUUGUAAACCGGAAGGUUUUAGCUUGUAGAUAAUUUUCAAGGUGCUCCAUUCUUUUGACUGUAAUAUUUACAUGUUCAUUUUGUGUCUGAAAUAUUUAUUCUUAAUGGACUUGUGAAGUUGUGAAAGAUAGUGAAUAUUUUCUUUAAUGCUGAAAAUGAUAUUCAUGGUGCAUGAAUACAAUUUAUUUCUCUAUAAAGGAAAGCACCUUCUUGUCUCUAAUACGUCUGGGAAUAUGUAAUGUCUUUGAUCUUUCUGAAAUCACAUUUUGGAAGUGCAUAUACAUUUGCAUCCCCAUUAAGCUUCAUACCAGGCAUGCCAGGUGGAUUAUCAGUAUUUUUCUAUAAUAUUUUUGUCUUCAUAACCAUAAUCCCGAUAAUAACUUGUCCCUAUCUAGGCCGGGGGGGCCUCGGAGGCCCCCC
This is a messenger RNA of Lytechinus variegatus (green sea urchin), 2475 nucleotides long. Its product is annotated as galanin receptor 2a-like. Gene Ontology annotation, biological process: G protein-coupled receptor signaling pathway. The record is from RefSeq and is a predicted model, not a curated record. The coding region runs from base 872 to 2062 and encodes 396 amino acids. Lineage: Eukaryota; Metazoa; Echinodermata; Echinoidea; Temnopleuroida; Toxopneustidae. Gene Ontology annotation, molecular function: G protein-coupled receptor activity. The transcript has 3 exons. Gene Ontology annotation, cellular component: membrane.